UUUGCAAACCCCACCCCACCACUUGCAACUUAUAGCAAAUACCCAAUUUUCUACAGUAACAUUUUUCUGAAACUCGUACACAGGGAAGGAAAGAGAGAGACAGAAAAACGAAGAUGGUAGGGAAAGGAAAGAAGAGGAGAGAGAAAAACUAUUUAGCUUCUCAUGGCGGCUACAAUCGUCUCCCUCCCCCUCCCAAUGCUUCUUCCAUUGAUGCUUUGCCCUCUAAACUUCGCCAAAUCAUGGCUUUUGCUUCCUCAACCUCUUUAACUUGUACCUUUCAAGACUCUUCAAUGGAUUCAAAAAACAUUAGUACUACUCAAAAGAAGGGCAAUAAAGAGGAUACUGCUAAAAAUAAACCUCACUUGGAAUCUGAGCUGAACAAUAAGAGCAGUGAAGCUGGAGAGGAAAGGGUCAACAAAACAACGGUUCCUCAAGAAAUCGUGAGCAAAGAAGCAAAUGAAGAGACAGUGAAAAAGAAACGAAAGAAAAAGCAGGCAAAUGACCUUCGGUUUGAAGCAGAGCUGGAAAAGUUGGGUGUUGUUUCAAAAAGAAAGCAGAGGAAGAAAGAGUUUUUAAAAGCAAAGAAAAAGAAAAUAAAGAAAGGCAAGCCAGAGGAGAUUCUAGAUCUUCCAAAGCAAGAUGUUGUCAAAUUUGGGGAGGUUGUCGAAGCUCCACCGAAGUUGUCUUUUAAUCCUGCACACAAGAAAACUCUAGAUGCUUCACGUGAGAGGCUACGUUUACAGGCUAUUGAGGCCUAUAGAAGUCGUAAAGGGUGGACUAACAGACCAGGAAGUCACCUUCCUCCCGUGAGCACUUCCCCAGAUUUGUUAUGAUACCUGCACGUAACUUUUUAUCAACUCCAUUAUGAAAUUUUGUAGCUGGUAGUAUGAAGGCUUUUGUGUGCUCUGAACGAAUAUCUUUGGUCCCAGCAUUGAAUGAAAUGCAAUUUUUUUAAAAAAUA
This is a messenger RNA of Beta vulgaris subsp. vulgaris (sugar beet), 961 nucleotides long. RefSeq lists its product as uncharacterized. Lineage: Eukaryota; Viridiplantae; Streptophyta; Magnoliopsida; Caryophyllales; Amaranthaceae. The coding region runs from base 114 to 833 and encodes 239 amino acids. The record is from RefSeq and is a predicted model, not a curated record. The transcript has 5 exons.